Neodiprion virginianus is the source of this 2927-nucleotide messenger RNA. RefSeq names its product endoribonuclease CG2145-like. The transcript has 10 exons. Bases 128 to 2296 code for a protein of 722 amino acids. Lineage: Eukaryota; Metazoa; Arthropoda; Insecta; Hymenoptera; Diprionidae. The record is from RefSeq and is a predicted model, not a curated record. Gene Ontology annotation, molecular function: RNA endonuclease activity.
CACAGAUAAGCGGCAACUAAAUCAGUAGGCGGAAAACGGCGAGUCUCCUACCGCUUGUAAGCACUUUAGAGCUCAGUUCAAUUGGUAAUUCAAUACAGAGCAGAAGCAGUGGCUCUCUAUAUACAAAAUGGAACUGAAAUUCCACAUAAUAAUUUUUGUCGUGCUCGUUGUAGCUUUCGGCAUUGACGCAAAAUGGGGUGGAUCUCGUGGAAGUUCGUCUCGCGGAAGUUCGUCUCGCGGAAGUUCGUCUCGUGGAAGUUCAUCCCGUGGAUCUUCGUGGUUUGGUGGAAGUUCGUCUCGUAGGAAGGAAACAUCUCACCCAAUUUCAAGCUCUAAAACAAACUGGUGGUCUAGUUCGAAGCCAUCGACAAACCACAACACAGGAUCAUCACACACGUUUUUGACCUCAGAACGUGGAGUUGGUUCAUCGUCAGUUCACCGCCCAUCAAGCUCGGGAUCGGAUCCAUUUCGAGGUGCCAGUGCUCCGUCAUUAAGUCACGGCAGCAACACCAACAACUCACCGUUGAGGCCAUUUGGCACUGUCCCACCUCCGAGACAUACUGGCAGCAGCACCAACAACUCACCGUUGAGACCAUUUGGCACUGUCCCACCUCCACCAAUCCACCGUAAUGAUUUUAACAAUAGACCUCUGACACCUCCACCCCCUGGAUUUGUUAUACCUCCUAAGCACACAUCGGUGACACAGAAAACCCCAAUAAUCACGAGACCCACAUCUCGCCCAGUUGUCCGUCAACCUAUUCAAAACCAUCGCAAUUCAACACCAAACUACGGUGCUCCGGCACCUGGUUUCAGAAGAAACGUAACUUCUUUCGGAGGAAGCAGCUAUCCCAGGCAGCCAGCGUACUAUGAUCCAACCCAAACAUACUUGCAGCCGCAGACAGUGUAUCCGCAUGGUAACAUACAACCGAUCCACAAUCACAUAUAUCCUCAGCAGGGAUCCGUUCUGCCUCCAAACCCUGCGCCAACCUAUGUGAUAUUACCGGGACAACAGUCUUAUAGUUCGGGCAGACAGACGGGAGACAUUUUCAAAGAGGCACUGAUACAUGCCGGCGUCAAUGCUGCCGUUCACAGACUAACAGCUCCCAGCUACUACGAUCACUACCAUCAGAAUUCCUGGAGCAGCUACGGUGUUCCUCCUUCUUCUCAAGGCAGCUAUGUGACAUCCACGCACAUAGUCAACAAUUACUAUGACCAGGGAUCUGGGGGUGCCCCGAUGAAUAAUGGAGGCGGUGGUUCCAGUUUCCCACCAAAUUACCCCGCGCAGAAUUACCCCAGCUUCUCUUCGGGUAGUUCGCAACCUGCGCCUCCACCUAGCGUUGGAUACCCAACUGGAAAUACUGGAAGUAACGGCAAUUCCGGACCUCAGGGUACGUUUGUUUCACCUGGAAAUCCCAACUCCGGGCUGCCGUCAAAUGGUAUUUCUUCUCCGUCCCAAAAUAAUGGACAGGGACAAUCAAAUCCCACCUACAACUGGCCUAUGGCAGUUUCUGAUGAAGAGUUGUGGAACAUUACUGAGAAACUAUUUAGCAUGGAUGAAAAUAAUGCCCAAAAGUAUAUCACCCUGAAUUUGCAGAACAAGACAACUGCUAACAGCACCAACAUCACAGACGCUUCUCCUCAGCCCUUGUUCAACAUUCAGCACGAGGCGUACCAGAUUCAGACUGUUCGAGCGAUUCGCUCUUUGUAUCAAGCAGCAUCUCAAGUAGAGAACAAGACGCGUGAAAACAGUAGAAAAGAAGAGGCGCUCUUAAUUGAUUUGUUACUGAACACAAACGUUAUGUCUGCGACAAUGGGAUUUUUGGAGAAGAAGAAUCUGAUAGGACGAGAUUAUUACGAACAAAAAGAAUCUCUGAAGCACAUAUGGUUCACCCCCUACGAUGGAUCCUCGUCAGGAUUCAAACGAGUAUUUCAAGGGGAAAUCAUCGGUGGUAAGAUUUUGUACGGCAUACAAGACUGGAUAGCGUUUGACUUUGCAGAAAAAUCCGGCCGUGCCAAUUACCUGAGUUACACCGAAAAAUUAGAACUAGGAAAGGCUCCUCAAACAGCGUCGAUUCUCAAAAUCAACUAUGAAAUUAGUGGAAUUAAAAAAAAUGGGACUUCCCUGUUUAUCGGAACUUCCCCGGAAUUGGAGCUGGCCCUAUACACUAUCUGCCACUAUGCAAGACCCAACAAUUAUUGCAAUAUCGCACUCGGGGGAACGCGUUUCAUGCUGUACACUCACACGUUCCGGUACUUCGGAGCUGACUUGAUCGACCUUGGCCUUCCUAUAGUGUAAUAUCAGAGUCAAGGAGUCUCGAGUUAUAUUCACUCAAAUUCUUCAUGAUAUCGCACAAUGAGAGUUUUCAGGAAAUUAAAAAAUUUUGUAUGUUUAAAAUGAUGUUGAUCCAUUUAACCACUCCACGGAAUUAAAAAUGAGUGAGUGAAAAAUUUCGCGGUAUCGGUUGUUUUUCUUUUUUUUUUUUCAUCUUAAUCAUAAGUAAAUAGCAGUUUUAGAUUGAAAUUUGAAAAAUGUGAAAUAGUACUGAGGCAAUGGUAAAACAUACACAAAUCAAAUCGAGAGGCUCUAGUGAGAUUUUGACCAUUCUCAAAAUCGACUAUGAAACGAAUUGGUGCACUUACCGUCCAGGGACGCAGCUAGGAAAAGGAAGGCGAGGAAUAGAAAAAUUCGGCAGUCUAUGUCGGUCGGUACUUCCCCAGAACUGAAGUUGGCACCAUACACGAUCUGCCACCGCGCAAGGCCCGAGACUAUUUUUAAAAUGUACACCCAGACUUUAGGGUGUUUCGGAGCAGACUUGGUCGGUCUUGGCUUUCCGCGGUGUGGUAUCAUAGUCGACGAAUCUCGGUUUACAAUUACACACUGAUGUAUCUCAGCAUUUACUCAAAUUCAUUUCCAUACACCGCACGAU